This is a messenger RNA of Purpureocillium takamizusanense, 357 nucleotides long. RefSeq lists its product as uncharacterized. Bases 1 to 357 code for a protein of 118 amino acids. The record is from RefSeq and is a predicted model, not a curated record. Gene Ontology annotation, molecular function: protein folding chaperone. Gene Ontology annotation, biological process: protein folding. NCBI's taxonomy places the organism in Eukaryota, Fungi, Ascomycota, Sordariomycetes, Hypocreales, Ophiocordycipitaceae. The transcript is spliced from 3 exons. Gene Ontology annotation, cellular component: prefoldin complex; cytoplasm.
AUGUCGAUCCCCAACGAGGCGCUGCACAAGCUUGCCCGCGAGAUCGAAGCGCAGGCGGCGGUUUCCCAGCAGCAAAUAGGUCUAGCUCGCACGCAGAUGACGUCAAAACAACGGGAGCAGCGCCUGGUGCGGCUGACGCUCAGCGAGCUCGCCGGGCUGCCCGAUGACGCUGUCGUCUACGAAGGCGUGGGCAAAAUGUUCUCGUCUGCGCCGUUGCCGAACCUGCGGCAGAAACUCGAGGGACAGACCAAGGAACUCGAAAGCGACGUGAACAAGCUCAACCAGCGACUGCUGUAUCUUGAGACAACACAUAAGAACAGCCGCGAGCACAUUGAGCAAAUGUUGCGCGGUCGCUGA